This is a messenger RNA of Nylanderia fulva, 652 nucleotides long. It is a transcript of the gene mRpL53, whose product is annotated as mitochondrial ribosomal protein L53. The record is from RefSeq and is a predicted model, not a curated record. Gene Ontology annotation, cellular component: mitochondrial large ribosomal subunit. Lineage: Eukaryota; Metazoa; Arthropoda; Insecta; Hymenoptera; Formicidae.
UCGGUUGGCAACACUGACACGGCAAGUUCCGGCGACAUCGCGAGAGUUCAUCGCGGCGCACGAUUACGCGUUUUGCAUUUCGUUGUUCGAAAUGUCGGUCCCCUUCAGUGGAUGCCGAUCGCGUUCUGCCGGGGUGAUUUCCGCAAUCAUAGCGCAGCUAAAGCGCGUUAAUUUAACACCGGUUAAAAAGAUCGACUUUCGUUUCGAUCCGUUCCACAGACAUGUCAGGCAUACGAGAAACUUUCAAUAUUACAUUAGCUCCCCGAAAGUCUGUGCAACAAAUCCGUAUUGUUUGAUGAAAACGGAAAUCGUGUGUGAUAAGUCUGAUCCAACUAUUACAUUCAAUCUUCAGUCAGGAGAAAAAAUUAUAUUAAAAACAGCUCUUUUAACGUCCCUGAACAUUUUGGAACUUUACAACAAACAUAUUACAAGCUUAGUUCCACCCGAUCCAGCUGAGCUUGAAGCUAAAAAAGAGCUCGAAGAAAAGAAGAAAAAAAGAAAGAAACAGCGUCAUAGACAAAAAGAAGGAAAAAAGAAGAGACCAGUAAUACUACGCGGUUGAUUACAUUAGCGACUUAUCGAAUGGUUUUUCUAUUUUCUAGAAGUCAAGAAACGCUUGAUCUGUAUAUAUAAUAUAAUCUUGAUACUCAUC